AUGGCCUCAUUCCCGAAUACCCCUCAGGACUGGCUGGCUUUUCACGGAAAGCUGUCCGAAUACUUUCCACAAGGAUCGCCGUCUCAUCUGGCCUUUCCACCGAAAGUCUUGAACCAGAUCUUCGAGUACCUAGAGCCAGGUCCGAUCUUGAUCGGAACCAAACCCAAUGAACUGUCUCUGAGGAUCCAGGAGAAGAGCGAUGCUGUGAAGGACUUCCUGUGCCGUCGCAGAACGCUCCAUGCCGCUUGUCGGACCACGAAACAGCUGAAGGUUGUGGCCCAACCGCUACUAUAUCGUAGCAUUGUCCUCGUCCGCGCAGAGCAGCUCGUCACUCUCUUCGUCACGCUGUGGAAUAAUCCCCAUUUAUGUGGCAAGAUCAAGUACCUUGCCUGCCUGCUGGACUUGGCGGACUUGGAUGUAAUCCUCGACACCAUCAUCGCAUGGAAGCAGGGGUGUCCCAAGCCGGUCGAACCCCACGAAACGACGGGGAGUGACAAUAACUACAAGAUGGCCAUCGUCCUUGGAACGUCGAGGCGUGACAUCUUCUACACCCUGGGUCUUGAGCUCAGAAGUCCCCGACUGGAACCCAGAGAACUUAUCAAGCAGCAUGAGGACCCAAAGGCCUGCCAGGAUUCUGAAGAGGCCGCUUCUGGCAGUGUUGCUAUGGACGAAGAGCCUAAAGACACGCGGAAGUGUCUACCUCAGCAGCUCUUUGGCGCCAUCUUGGCUUUGUCGGACAACGUUCAAGACUUGCUUCUCACGCUGCCCGAUUGGAAGGAAGAAAGUCCAUACACCAUUGUGGAUUCAGUGUUGAGGUGGAUCGUCGUGCCCCGGGAAGAAACUCAACCUUUUCCGGACGAUCCACCUGGGAAGAAGAAGACGAAGGAGGAGCAGGAGGAGAAGAAAAAGAAGGAGGAGGAGGAGGAGGAGAAGAAGAUGAUGAUGGAGAAGAAAGAGCGAUACCCCAGUAAAGACCCAUUGCAUGAGUGCGUGGACCUGUCUCGUGAAGACGCCCAGCCUGGUUUCUUCAAGUAUCUCGUCACUAUCCGUCUUCAGCCUCGUCACGGCCCGAAUGGCUACGUGUCCAAGCCGGAUUUCUGGUUCCCAUAUCGCCCGACCCAUGUUGCGACAGCACAACUGCCUUACACCAAGCAACUCAUUCUUUUCAAGGACUGCGGCGAUUGGAGACACCUCGAUUCACCAUACCAUAUCCCGGGCAAGGCGACGGAGCUGAACGUAGAGGAGCCACCGAAGGCCAUCUACCAAACCAAACCCAAAGAGAUCAGAGGAGGGUGGCUGGCUGGCUUUGCCAAAGAUCUGAAACGCAUCGAGGAUCUGCGGCUUCUCGAGAGCCAUACUCACCCCUACGACGUGUACUGGCUGCUGCGCUUGGCUAUAAACCUGAAGACGUUUCACUGGACGUACGACCCCCGCGACUGGACUCAUCGUGCCCCAAAGCAGAACAUACACAGAACCGGCAAGCUCGUGUCCGACUUCAAAAGGCAGCCCAAGGAUGGGGCGAUUGAAAAGGCCUUGAUGGAGGGUGCUCCCAGACUGGUGACACUCUACAUCGACAGGCUCCGCGACCGGGGCUUUAACUUGCAAGACACGAUCGACUGCUUCCAACGGUUCGACCACCUCAAGAACCUGACUAUUGACUCGCGUACGCUCUUUGGCAAGCCUCCCUAUAGAUACAUGCACAAGUGGGUAAGAUCGCUUCCCAGCACUCUCGUCAGCCUCGUCAUCAUCGAGAGGUGGCCGCAGCAUGUGAUUGACAGAUCCCUCGUCAUGUCCCUCGUCAUGUUCGACAGGUGGCCGCAGCAUGUGAUUGACAGAUCUCGCGAUACCUUCGGAGAAUUCAUGUUGCUCGAUGACUGGAUUGCCAGAGCCCUGAAUGGCCUGACGGAUGGGCUGGACAACCUUCGCUCCGUCACGUACAAGGCCUCCCCUACGGGAGCCUCCAAUUAUGGCAGCCCCUUGAGAAGCGAUAGAGCCAUUGCCAAGAUGGAAGAUGUCUUUCUUCGUAGCGGCAUCGAGUACAGCUUCGAGUUGCAGUAG
Anthostomella pinea is the source of this 2058-nucleotide messenger RNA. The record is from the annotation of a GenBank genome assembly. Lineage: Eukaryota; Fungi; Ascomycota; Sordariomycetes; Xylariales; Xylariaceae.